CAGGCCAUGUAUAUGCAUGUGUGUACGUACGUGUACCUUAGUUAGUGGGCGCGGGGCCGGGGAUUUUGGCGUGAGAGUGUUGUGAACUUGUGCGGUUGAGCGGUGUCUUAUCUUCUUAAUUUCAUUCAGUACAUUCAGCUAUUUUGGGUGACAAAACAAACAGACCUUUAUGAAUGGAUCACGACGACUGACUGGAAUAUAAUAAUUUAAUAACGUUUUUGAAAAUUUUGGAGCGGUUCGAUCUCGGUUUGAAGGCGAGAUUGCGACCGUAAAUUUGCUGAGUUAUGUUUACCGGCGAUCGAGGGAGUAGCCCCGGUGCCGGAUCGGCAUCGCCAGCAGCCAGGGACCGGAGAGACUAGAGCGGAGUAGAGUCUGUGUCUGGAAAGAACUGAGUGAAGACUGUGAAGUGAAACCAAGAUCAUCUAGAUUGUAAGAAGAACUUCUGUUCUCUGAUUGAUCCGAUAUACCAGGAUGGGUUUUUGUCCAGGGAAUUCUAGUCUUGUUCCAAUCUGGGUCAACCAUGGACUGUCCAGAUGCUUCAUGGAGACCUUGAUAUCAUCUGUCAUGUUCUUUAUUGUCGUUGUUCUGGGAGGAAUUCAGGUUUUAGUAUUCUGUAAACGUGCACUUAGGAGGACACGGCGGUUCCGCACCAACCCUUUCUGGUUUCGCCUCCAAAUCUUCUUGUCCAUUGCCAUGAUAACCCAAUACAUCCUUCGCAUAGUGAUGUAUGCUGUCUUCGAUGAACCUCUUAGCGGUGACAUUGAACUGGCCACCUGUUUCUACAUUGCUUCCUACAUUGUUUCCUUCUUUGUUAUUGCCAUCGAGCGUACAAAGUUCCUGGGCAAUCAAGUACAUGGUCAUGGAUUCAUCCUGCUGCUCUUCUGGUCCUUGGCUUUCCUCAGUGAGAACCUGGCAUUCAUAUCUUGGGGAAGUCCGCACUACUGGUGGAAGUUGGAUACUCAGUUUCACCAGGCAAUGUUUGGCCUCUGGCUGGUACGCUACGUCAUCACAUUCUGUCUGUUUGUUCUUGGUCUUAGAGCACCAGGGCUGCCCAAGAAGAGCUACAUGCUUAUCAUCAAUGAGGAUGCUGAAGAUCCAAUUGAAAAGACACCUCCGAGUAUUGCAGAAAACCAUUCAACAUGGGCCAACAUUGUGACGAAGGUACGCAUCUUAUGGCCCUAUAUUUAUCCCAAAGGAAGCUUCUUGCCACAGCUCUACUUACUUGUCUGUGUCCUUAUGAUGAUCGCAGGACGGGUUAUUACUGUGUAUAUUCCAAUCCUCAGUAAAAACAUAGUUGAAGCCCUUUCCAGAGAUCCUCCAUUAUUUCCAGUGAGAUACAUCAUGUACUAUCUCGGAUGUAGGGUUCUUCAAGGAAGCGGUGGUAAAUACAGCAUGUUUACUUCUAUUCGUUUUGUGCUGUGGGUUCGAAUUAAACAAUAUACCAUGAAAGGUCUGAAGGCCAGGCUAUUAGAUCAUCUUCACAAUUUGUCUUAUCGCUGGCAUCAGAAUCGCAACACAGGUGAAGUCCUUAGGAUGAUGGACAGAGGAACACAAAGCACCAAUGAAGUAUUUGGCUACAUUGUCUUUGACAUCCUUCCAACAUUUGCUGAUCUCUUUAUAGCUGUGGUCUACUUCUACAGUGCAUUGAGUGCAUUGUUUGGCCUCAUCAUGUUUCUGGCACUCACCAUGUUCAUAACUGAACGAGAAGUUGGACAGUAAAUUUUGUCGGUACUAUUGCCCUUACGGAAUGGCGAACCAAGUUCAGACGGAGGAUGAAUAUCAAAGACAAUAUCGUGUUGCACAGAGCCACAGACUCUUUGCUUAAUUUUGAAACAGUGAAACACUACAACAAUGAAUCAUUCGAGGUGGACAGGUAUCGUGAGAGCAUCACAGACUUUCAGGUCAGCUUUCUUUCGUAUCUGAAUAAACGAGUAGUGGAAGUAGUAGUGGUGGUGGUGGUGGUGAGUGGUAGUAGUAGUCGUCGUCGUCGUCGUCGUCGUCGUCGUCGUCGUCGUCGUCGUAGUAGUAGUAGUAGUAGUAGUAGUAGUAGUAGUAGUAGUACGUAGUAGUAGUAGUAGUAUAGUAGUAGUAGUAUAUAGUUGUAGUAGUAGUAGUAGUAGUGGUUGUAGUAGUAGUAGUAGUAGUAGUAGUAGUAGUAGUAGUAGUAGUAGUAGUAGUACGUAGUAGUAGUAGUAGUAUAGUAGUAGUAGUAUAUAGUUGUAGUAGUAGUAGUAGUAGUGGUUGUAGUAGUAGUAGUAGUAGUAGUAGUAGUAGUAGUAGUAGUAGUAGUAGUACGUAGUAGUAGUAGUAGUAUAGUAGUAGUAGUAUAUAGUUGUAGUAGUAGUAGUAGUAGUGGUUGUAGUAGUAGUAGUAGUAGUAGUAGUAGUAGUAGUAGUACGUAGUAGUAGUAGUAGUAUAGUAGUAGUAGUAUAUAGUUGUAGUAGUAGUAGUGGUUGUAGUAGUAGUAGUGGUUGUAGUAGUAGUAGUAGUAGUAGUAGUAGUAGUAGUAGUAGUAGUAGUAGUAGUAGUAGUACGUAGUAGUAGUAGUAGUAUAGUAGUAGUAGUAUAUAGUUGUAGUAGUAGUAGUAGUAGUGGUUGUAGUAGUAGUAGUAGUAGUAGUAGUAGUAGUAGUAGUAGUAGUAGUAGUAGUAGUACGUAGUAGUAGUAGUAGUAUAGUAGUAGUAGUAUAUAGUUGUAGUAGUAGUAGUAGUAGUGGUUGUAGUAGUAGUAGUAGUAGUAGUAGUAGUAGUAGUAGUAGUAGUAGUAGUAGUAGUACGUAGUAGUAGUAGUAGUAUAGUAGUAGUAGUAUAUAGUUGUAGUAGUAGUAGUAGUAGUGGUUGUAGUAGUAGUAGUAGUAGUAGUAGUAGUAGUAGUAGUAGUAGUAGUAGUAGUAGUACGUAGUAGUAGUAGUAGUAUAGUAGUAGUAGUAUAUAGUUGUAGUAGUAGUAGUAGUAGUGGUUGUAGUAGUAGUAGUAGUAGUAGUAGUAGUAGCAGCAGCAGCAGCAGCAGCAGCAGCAGCAGCAGCAGCAGCAGCCAGUGUAGUAGAAGUGGUUACUUUGCAGCAGAGCUGCCAACCAUUAGGAAAAAAGGCUAAUUAUUAUGCUUUUCACACCUUAAUUGCCCCCUCAAAAAUUGUUCAAGACUAUUUUGGGGAUGCAUGCAUGGGUAUGCGAUUAUGAUAUUACACAAGUGCAUGUCAGACCCCGAAUUCCUCAAAAACAUGACUGAUUUCAUUUAUAAAUCCAAUUUGAAUUCUCACCAAAAUUUGUAUCUGUAUCAUUAUUUGUACUUUUUGUUAAUGAUUGGAAAAUUAUUGACAAUAAUGCCAUUAAAAAAUUAUUGACAAUAAUUCCAUUAAAAAAUAAAAAACAAAAAGUAAAAAAAACGUACAUAAGAAAUUCAAAAAAAUUAAUAUUUCCAUACUUGAUUUUUUUUUCUUCUAAUACCGAAUGCAUUUGAUCAGAAUCCCUGAAAUAAAAAAAGCAGAUCAAAGGCUUUAUAAUUGUAGAUUUAAACCUAAAUUUGUAUUUCAUGCACUAAACUUGGUGUAAUUCAUUUAAAUGAAAUAAAGCAUAUUGAUUUAAUGAAAUUAAACUUUUAAACCCCAUAGAUUAUGUCAUUUUCUACCAUUGUGCGAAUUUUUGUUCCCCCCCCCCAGAUCGGCAAGACUCAAUACCUGGGACUACAUGUACAUGUAUGAGGAUUAAUUAAACUUGUAAAAUGUC
Lytechinus pictus (painted urchin) is the source of this 3725-nucleotide messenger RNA. RefSeq names its product ATP-binding cassette sub-family B member 6-like. The transcript is spliced from 11 exons. Gene Ontology annotation, cellular component: vacuolar membrane. NCBI's taxonomy places the organism in Eukaryota, Metazoa, Echinodermata, Echinoidea, Temnopleuroida, Toxopneustidae. Gene Ontology annotation, molecular function: ABC-type heme transporter activity; ATP binding; heme binding. Bases 472 to 1719 code for a protein of 415 amino acids. The record is from RefSeq and is a predicted model, not a curated record. Gene Ontology annotation, biological process: heme transport; transmembrane transport.